AUGAUAAUCGACAAUGUCGAAGCUUUGAAAACCUGGUUGACCAAAACUUUAUCGCCGAUAUGUGAUGCAGAUCCUGCUGCUUUAGCCAAAUAUGUUGUUGCCUUGGUGAAAAAAGAUAAACCAGAAAAUGAGCUGAAUGAUAACCUAAUUGAUCAACUUGAUGUUUUCCUUCAACAGCGUACACGCUCUUUUGUCAGUGGACUAGUAACCACGGUCCAGCCUCUGCUCCACAACCACCUCCAAAAGCUGAUCGCAAACGAAAAAUUGUUGAUGGUUCUGAUGCAGGUCCGAGUGAAGAAGAAAAAGAUUAUCGCAAAAAGCGUUCUCGAAGUACAAGCCCCAAAGGAGGCAGAUCGAGUGAUGACCGUAGAAGACGCCAUGAAGACCGUAGAUUUAACAGACGACGUAGCAGAGAUCGGUCAAGAUCCAGAAGUCCCAGAGGAAAGUCCCGGCGAACGGGCACUGGCCCCCACGAGGGAUGCUUGCUCGUGGAUCGGUGAACCAUCAAGGAGUCCAGCCAUAAGAACAUUCAGUGGUCGAUCACGUUCAAGAUCCUGGUCCCCUCAGCGUUCACGAUCCCGCUCUCGAUCAAGAGGGCGGAAAGAUGUUGACAGUUGUGGAUCAACCCCUCUGCAAGAUUCCGAUAGCUAUAAUGUGGCUGCUGCAUCAGUGGCCCAAGUUCCUCCAGGUUGUUCUAGUCCCGUCCCAACAGUUAGCAAUGCAAUAUCUGUUGUGUCUCCCUGGGAUGCUAACAGAAACCCUGCUCCUGUGCCUGCCACUGCUGCUGCUGCUGCUGAUGCCACUCCUCGUACAACAGCUCCAUCUGGCACUGGAUCAAAUCGUCCACGGUGCAGAGAUUAUGAUGAAAAGGGUUAUUGUAUGCGUGGUGACCUCUGCCCUUAUGAUCAUGGUUUAGAUCCAGUGAUAGUUGAAGAUGUCAAUUUACCAAAUGUUCUAUCCUUCCCUCAUGGUCAUGGUCCACCAACUGGUCCUGGUGGCCCAGGAUUUGUUGGACCCAGAAUUCCUCCACCUAAUCAUCCUCACUUAUCACAAAUGGGGCCUCGAGGACCACCUCCUCGACCUUCUAGGCCAGUGGAACCGUACCCCCCAGAAGGUUACAACCCAGAGGCUCCUGCUAUUAACCCUCCUAGGCCACCUUUCUGGGUUGGGCCUAGAGGACCUCCUCGUCCAAAUCAACCCUUCUACCCACAACCUCCAAGGCAGAGGGAUCUUGUCAAUGUGCCAACCAUUCCCGAUGUCUUGAAGCCUCCAAACAUUGAAGACAAGCAAGAUGACAAUGUGACAUGUGAAACUAACCGAACUGUGAUCCCACCAAAAAGGGAUUAUGUUCCUACUAAUGAUCUCCACAAACAACAAAAUCAGCAGCAUCAUUACCCCACAAGAUCACAACAACACCAAAAUUUUCAACCUAAUUACCAGUCUGGCCAUGGAAGACCUGUUCCUCGGCAUCUUAAUACAACUCUGGAAGUUCGUAAAAUACCAAGAGACCAAAACAAUAUUGCAAAAUUAAAUGAGCAUUUUGGAAAAUUUGGUGUUUUGAAGAAUAUUCAAGUAUCAUUUGAAAAUGAUCCUGAAGCAGCCUUGAUUACCUUUGCUAAUCAUAGCCAAGCCAACACAGCAUACAGGAGCAGUGAACCAGUAUUUAAUAACAGAUUUAUUAAAGUGUUUUGGCAUCGAGAGAAAUUACCAGAUCAGAACCCUCCAAAUACUUCCUCUAGUUCUGUAACCCGAACAACUUCUGUUACUCCUCAAACUGAUCAUCGAAUGCCAGUCAAAGCCAGACUGGGUAUUCCUGCCCCUAAUUUGCUCAGUUUGGAUAACACAGUACCAAAGAAAACAGAAACUGCUGAAAAGGCAAUUGUGUUUACUACAUCGAUGGGGCACCUGACCAAAACAGUAUUCAAUCCUGCAGCCAUGAAAUCUAAAGUCAACACUCUAACUACAUCAUCAUCAUCAACCACUUCUACAACCAAAAUCAUUUCUACAGACAAUACUAGUUUUACAAAGACAGAUUUAGCUACUUCAAAAAAGACAAUUCCCAAAAAGGACAGCAUUCUGAAGAAAGUGCAAAAACAAAGACAUGAACUUUUGACCAGUUAUCUUCAACAGCAAAAAAUAUUGAUAAAGAAAUAUGAGGAUAAAAGCAGUCCUCCUGAAACAAAAUUCAAAAUUAAAGAGCAAAUUGACAAUCUUACUACUGUGAUAAAGAAACUUCAAGAGGAAAUUACCCCAAAGAAGUCUUCUGAGAUGUUCAAAGCUAAAUCUUCAGCUGUUACUGCUGCUGCUGUUACUGCCGCACCUACUGCUAAUAGUCAGAAAACCCAAAAGGAGAUCUUGGACACUGAAUUGGAAUUGAUUUCUAAGCAGAAAAGUGGGGAAGACACCACAGAAUUGCGUAAAAAAUUAAUAGAACUGACCCAGGAGGCUGCUGCUCUUGGCUUGUUACCUCGAGGUCGAGGAGGUCGAGGCAUUAUUAGAGGUGGAAUGAGAAUGCGUGGGAAUUCUUGGGCACGAGGAGGACGUGGCCUCAAAAUGAUCACAUUCAGUCGAUCUCUGGAUAACCGACCCAAACAAAUUCAUGUAUCUGGCUUCGAGUCAGAUCAAUAUAAAAACAUUAUAGCACACUUUUCUUUAUUCUGUGAAGUCAUUAAAUCGGAGCCUGAUGCAACAGAGACCAGUGUCAUACUUACAUUCAAGAGCCGGCAAGAUGCUGAGAAGGCUGUCACAAAAUGUAAACGAUACAAAGACAAAGAUCUGAAAAUUCAGUGGUAUAUUCCAGGUUCCACUAUUACAACUGACUCAAGCUCUUUAGAUCUUGAAGAAACAGAAGUGCUGCCUCACUCACCAUCUUACUUGACUGACUUGGAUGAUUCCUUGUUGGCUGCUGAUGAUGAAGAUGAAGAGGAUGAAGAAAGUCCUAUACCCCAAAUCCAGCAGGUAUCUCCAUGGUGCUUUGGUGAAUUUCCCUUUGUGGAAUUGGCGAUGUUGCUGCUUCACCUGUCCUUUAAGUGGACUGUACAGGGUGAACAUAUUACCCAGGUUUAA
Molecule: messenger RNA, 3066 nt
Organism: Acanthosepion pharaonis
Lineage: Eukaryota; Metazoa; Mollusca; Cephalopoda; Sepiida; Sepiidae
Source: the annotation of a GenBank genome assembly